AGCGUUAAGUUGGGGUGCGGAACAUCUGAUUACCUCCCAGCUUCAUUCCCCCACAUAUAUAUUGCCUGCUCACAAACCCUAUCUCCCUCUUCUCACUGGACUGACUCGUUAGCUCCCGACUCACUUCAGACUCGGGAAAUUGCCGUUCAAGAGGUACGUCGAGAUCGGCCGAGUUGCUCUCGUCAACUACGGGAAAGACUAUGGCAAACUCGUUGUCAUUGUCGAUGUUAUCGAUCAAAACAGGCUCUCGUUGAUGCCCCUGAUAUGGUGAGGACCCAGAUGAAUUUCAAGAGGCUUUCACUCACUGAUAUCACUGUUGAUAUCAAAAGGGUUCCAAGGAAAAAGACUCUUGUUGACGCCAUUGAGACUGCUGGUAGGUCAAAGAAAGCUUUGAAGAAGAAAAAAUAUCAAAAUUCUUCUAAGGAAGAUGACUCUGCACAGGAUAAAUUAGAAGAUGCUCACAAUGAGGUUUGCCAUGCCCCGUCAACAGAUGAACCCUUUAUGAAAAGGAAGAAAGGCAGGUCAAAGGAAGCAAAGAAAAACAAAAAGAAGCCGAUAGAUCAUGAUUCAUCAAAAGAGUUGAAGUCACUGGAAAAGGAAGAAACAGCUAUUGAAGAUGGUGUUUAUCUUAUCUCUUCCAAAGGAAUGAAAAAAUGGAUUACGAAGUACCAUCAGAGUCGUCGACCAGGGUUGACCAUACUUCAAGAAAGAAUAGAUGAGUUUAUGACUGCUCAUGAGGCACAAUUGGAAGAGGAAAGAAAAGAAAGAGAAGCUCGUGUUGCCGGAGGAGGAUGGACAGUUGUUACCCAUCAUAAAGGAAGGAAAAAGACGACCGAUGCUGAAAGUGGAAUCACAGUAGGUUCUGUUGCCCAAGCUGUUGCAGAUAACAAGUUGGCCAAGAAGAAAACCAAUGAAGUUGGUCUUGACUUCUACCGCUUCCAAAGAAAAGAAUCCCAGAGGAAUGAGAUUAUGAUGCUCCAGAGCAAAUUUGAGCAGGACAAAAAGAAAAUACAACAGCUCAGAGCAGCUAGGAAGUUCCGGCCUUACUGAGUUCUGCAUGUACUUUCCUAAUUGGAAUUCAAUGAUUUUGUGAUCUAAAGUCUAAACCAAAAUUUUGACAUGUAAUAACUCUGCUUUGUAGCAUAACAAUUUUUGGAUGCAAAUUGUGGUUUUCUAGUUCAA
Molecule: messenger RNA, 1182 nt
Organism: Humulus lupulus (European hop)
Lineage: Eukaryota; Viridiplantae; Streptophyta; Magnoliopsida; Rosales; Cannabaceae
Exons: 8
Coding region: 265-1050 (261 amino acids)
Biological process (GO): rRNA processing; ribosomal small subunit assembly
Cellular component (GO): CURI complex; UTP-C complex
Source: RefSeq, a predicted model, not a curated record